CAUGCCGCUGCAGCAGGCAUGGGAAUAAGCGGUACACAUAAACUGUGCAUACACUUUUUGACGUGCGAUAUUGUCCCGAAAGUAUUCGCUACACACCUCAGAAACGAAUGAUCUGUAAUAUAUUAGAGCUUUACCAACAUUUCGAGAGAUUAAAGGUCAGCGAUGAUUUUGAGACUGUCAAACAGGGCAUGUGUCCUCUCUGGGUCAGCUCGCCUCAAAAGCACUUUGUCAACCUACUUCGAUGAGACAGGAAAAGCUGGUAUCAUCCUAAAAUCUGCGUCAGCUGGCAUAUUUGAGAACCUGGCCUUAGAAGACUGGAUUCACGAUCACGUGGAUCUGCAAAACAGAAGCUUAUUGUUAUUAUGGAGAAAUUCCCCUGUGGUGGUCAUAGGCAGACAUCAAAACCCCUGGCAGGAGUGUAACCUUCCCUUGAUGAGGCGCUUGGGGAUCCCGCUAGCGAGACGUCGCAGUGGAGGUGGGACGGUUUUCCAUGAUUUUGGAAACAUCAACAUGACCUUCUUCACCUCCAAGAAGAAAUAUGACCGUCCCAGAAAUCUCAAAGUCGUUACUAGUGCAUUAAAAGCACUGAGACCAGAUCUAGAUGUCGCUGCAACAGACAGAUUUGAUAUUUUGUUGAAUGGGCAUUACAAGAUUUCAGGUACUGCUGCGAAAAUAGGCAGAACCUCAGCUUAUCAUCACUGUACAUUGCUCUGUUCUGUGGAUCGUUCAAUAUUGUCCUCAGUUCUGAAGAGUAACGCUUCUGAAGCCAUCAAGAGCAAUGCUACCCCAAGCGUUCCUUCCCCUGUCAAGAACCUUUCGGAUGUGGAUCCCACUCUAGACUCCGACACUAUCAUGGAGGCUAUUGCUUCCCGGUACAAUAAUGAAUUUGGCUUUGACAGCCCAGUCAUCACAGUUGACCCCACUCAUGAAGCUCUUAUGCCUGGCAUUCAUAAGAUGACACAGGAUAUUCAGAUGUGGGAGUGGAUUUAUGGCAAAACUCCCAAAUUCAGUGUUUGCACAUCUUUAGUUAUAGACAAUGUUGAUAUUAAGCUUGACAUGGACAUCAAAAAUGGUACUGUAGAAAAAUGUGCUGUGGAAAUCCCUGAAGACUGGCUUCCUCCAGAGAUGGUGAAUGAGUUAACGUCAACUCUCAAGGGCAGUAGAUACUGUCCCAGUGAAACUGCAGUGCUGGUGGCGGCGUUCAUGAGAACUCGUUCAGUGACCGCUGAUGUUGCUGAGAAGAUUCAUAGAUUGUGUGAAGGUGUGCUGUCAGUAAUGUGAAUAAAAAUGAAAUCACAAAUAUGAAUAUAAA
This is a messenger RNA of Ctenopharyngodon idella (grass carp), 1312 nucleotides long. It is a transcript of the gene lipt1, whose product is annotated as lipoyltransferase 1. The record is from RefSeq and is a predicted model, not a curated record. Gene Ontology annotation, molecular function: lipoyltransferase activity. Lineage: Eukaryota; Metazoa; Chordata; Actinopteri; Cypriniformes; Xenocyprididae. Gene Ontology annotation, biological process: protein lipoylation. Bases 163 to 1281 code for a protein of 372 amino acids. Gene Ontology annotation, cellular component: mitochondrion; cytoplasm. The transcript has a single exon.